Molecule: messenger RNA, 924 nt
Organism: Ilex paraguariensis (yerba mate)
Lineage: Eukaryota; Viridiplantae; Streptophyta; Magnoliopsida; Aquifoliales; Aquifoliaceae
Source: the annotation of a GenBank genome assembly
AUGAAUGAGCCAUCUAUUUUCAUCUACAGCGGUUAUGACACCGGCACCCUUGCUCCCGGACGGUGUUCUGCUUGGAUGUCGAAUGGGUGUCCGGCCGGAAACUCAGCGACGGAACCGUACGUGGUUGGCCACCAUAUGCUCCUUUGCCAUGCUGCAACCGUCAAACUAUACAAGGAGAAAUUCCAGGCAUCUCAAAAGGGUGAAAUAGGGAUAACACUAGUGUCUCACUGGAUGGUGCCUCAGUCCACCAGCAAAUCCGACAUUAGAGCAGCGCAAAGAGCCCUGGAUUUCAUGUAUGGAUGGUUCAUACACCCAUUAGUAUAUGGUGACUACCCUCAAAGCAUGCACAAACUGGUCGGGAAACGGUUGCCAAAAUUCACUAUUGAACAAGCAGUGUCUUUGAAAGGGUCUUUCGACUUCCUGGGACUAAACUACUACACUGCAAAUUAUGCAGCUAAUGUUCGUUUUCCUAAUACUAUUAAUGUCAGCAGCUCAACAGAUUCUCAAGUUCACCUUUCAACGGAGAAAAAUGGAAAACCCAUCGGUGAUUCGACAGGGGUGAGUACCUUUUUCGUCUAUCCGAAAGGACUUCGAAAUCUUCUGAUCUACACAAAGGAGAAAUACAACAAUCCAACCAUUUACAUUACUGAGAAUGGUAUUGGUGACGCCAAUAACAGUACGACUAAGGAAGGCAUCAAGGAUAUGCAGAGGAUAGAUUUCUACCAUCGCCACCUUUCGGCAGUUGAGGAAGCCAUUAAGGUUGGUGCCAAUGUCAAGGGGUUCUUCGCAUGGUCAUUCCUAGACACCUUUGAAUGGGCGUCUGGCUAUACCCUAAGGUUUGGUAUCUGCUAUGUAGACUACCUUGAUGGUCUUAAGAGAUACCCCAAAUAUUCUGCUCUUUGGUUCAAAAAGUUUCUCCAUUAG